GGUGCGCGCGCCAAGGCGCGCGGCCUCGCCCCUCCCGCUUGACGCGCGCCCCCGCCAGGUCCGCUCUCUUCCCCCACCCCCCGGCGCGGACGGGGUGGUUCCAGCUCACUCUCCUCCCCCGAGCGGCGGCGGCGGCGGCGGCGGCGGCGGCGGCGGCAGGCGCUGAAUGAGAGACGGUGACUGUUCGGGUCGGCGAGCGCUAUCCUCGGCGGCGGCGGCGGCGGCCGUGGCGGCGAAGCGUGAGGCCGGCGUUGUCUUUCCAUCCUCUAAGGAGACGGCCGCGGCUGCACAGGAAUAAUGUAUUUGUGGCCUUGGACAUGAGGCAAUCAGUCCUCUGUUGCUGUUAACAUAAGGUCAGGGACUGAUGAGGAAAGCAUGGACCUAAUGAACGGGCAGGCAAGCAACGUCAAUAUUGCAGCUACUGCUUCUGAGAAAAGUAGCAGCUCUGAAUCCUUAAGUGACAAAGGUUCUGAAUUGAAGAAAAGCUUUGAUGCUGUGGUAUUCGAUGUUCUUAAGGUUACGCCAGAAGAAUAUGCGGGUCAGAUAACAUUAAUGGAUGUUCCAGUAUUUAAAGCUAUUCAACCAGAUGAGCUUUCAAGUUGUGGAUGGAAUAAAAAAGAAAAAUAUAGUUCUGCACCGAAUGCAGUUGCCUUCACAAGAAGAUUCAAUCAUGUAAGUUUUUGGGUCGUUAGAGAAAUUCUUCAUGCUCAAACAUUAAAAAUUAGAGCUGAAGUUUUGAGCCACUAUAUUAAAACUGCUAAGAAACUAUAUGAGCUGAAUAACCUUCAUGCACUUAUGGCAGUGGUUUCUGGCUUACAGAGUGCCCCAAUUUUCAGGUUGACUAAAACAUGGGCGUUAUUAAGUCGAAAAGACAAAACUACCUUUGAAAAAUUAGAAUAUGUAAUGAGUAAAGAAGAUAACUACAAAAGACUCAGAGACUAUAUAAGUAGCUUAAAGAUGACACCUUGCAUUCCCUAUUUAGGUAUCUAUUUGUCAGAUUUAACAUACAUUGAUUCAGCAUACCCGUCAACUGGCAGCAUUCUAGAAAGUGAGCAAAGAUCAAAUUUAAUGAAUAAUAUCCUUCGAAUAAUUUCUGAUUUGCAACAGUCUUGUGAAUAUGAUAUUCCCAUGUUGCCUCAUGUCCAAAAAUAUCUGAACUCCGUUCAGUAUAUAGAAGAACUACAAAAAUUUGUGGAAGACGAUAAUUACAAGCUUUCAUUAAAGAUAGAACCAGGGACAAGCACCCCACGUUCUGCUGCUUCCAGGGAAGAUUUAGUAGGUCCUGAAGUAGGAGCAUCUCCACAGAGUGGACGAAAAAGUGUGGCAGCUGAAGGAGCCUUGCUCCCACAAACACCCCCAUCCCCUCGGAAUCUGAUUCCACAUGGACAUAGGAAGUGCCAUAGCUUGGGUUAUAAUUUCAUUCAUAAAAUGAACACAGCAGAAUUUAAGAGUGCAACGUUUCCAAAUGCAGGGCCAAGGCAUCUGUUAGAUGAUAGUGUCAUGGAGCCCCAUGCACCAUCUCGAGGCCAAGCUGAAAGUUCUACUCUUUCUAGUGGAAUAUCAAUAGGUAGCAGUGAUGGUUCUGAACUAAGUGAAGAGACCUCAUGGCCUGCUUUUGAAAGCUCUGCAGAAUCGGAAGAUUUAGCAGUACAUUUAUAUCCGGGAGCUGUUACUAUUCAAGGUGUUCUCAGGAGAAAAACUUUGUUAAAAGAAGGCAAAAAGCCUGCAGUAGCAUCUUGGACAAAAUAUUGGGCAGCUUUGUGUGGGACACAGCUUUUUUACUAUGCUGCCAAAUCUCUAAAGGCUACAGAAAGAAAACAUUUCAAAUCAACCUCCAAUAAGAACGUUUCUGUGGUAGGAUGGAUGGUGAUGAUGGCUGAUGACCCUGAACAUCCUGAUCUCUUCCUGCUGACUGACUCUGAAAAAGGAAAUUCGUACAAGUUUCAAGCUGGCAAUAGAAUGAAUGCAAUGCUAUGGUUUAAGCAUUUGAGUGCAGCCUGCCAAAGCAACAAACAACAGGUUCCUACAAACUUGAUGACUUUUGAGUAAAAGCCUGAGAAAAAAAGAGAGGUGAGCUAUUGCUCCUAUGUGAGCAUGGGGACCUGAUAAAAGAGCGCCAGCUAUAAACCAUCCUGUGCCAGGAGGAGCCCAGAGGCUCUGUCUCAGUCUUUGGAGUUCUGAACCAAAAAAGCACUAAUUUCAGGGAAUGAAUUGAGAUAUUCCCAGAGAACAAAUUGGAGUUGCAAAACAAACUGCCAUGAACCAUGCUUCUUAUCUCAGAACUGACCUGUGGAAACCACUGCCUUAAAAGAAUGAAAGGAAAACCAACAUGAAACACCAAAUAGUGUGUGUGAAUCUUCUGGCGGUGCUGUGCUUGGAAUAGAUCGUAGCUAAUUUGCAUUUCUUUUAACUUUGUAAUAAUUUUAGAGGGGGGAAUUGCCUUUUUUAGGUACGCUUUAGAAAGGAAAAACAUAUUGUUGUGGACUACAUCAGGAGCUGGUUUGGAACAGAGGUGAAGAGACUUGGCAGGGAUUGAACCAGCAGCCCACCUGCAAGGUUUGCUCUCCCUCUUGUAGUCUGCAACCUCACUGGCUUUCUCACAGCAAGAGUGUAGGAAUGAGAAAUGUUGGUCAUGUGAGUUGUUGGGUUUGUUUGGGAUUGGGUGGGGGUGUUUUGUUUUGGAUGAGGGGAGAAUUUUUUAAACACUAAACUUCUGAAAUGUAGUACUGUAAGAGGAACAUAAUUUCCUGCAGGAGUUACAAAGGCUGAGUGUUCUUUUGCCAGACACUUUUUUUUUUUUUAAAGUAGAUUCCAGAAAGCAUGGUGGUUUCUAACUAGGAUUAAAGUUUAGCUUUCUAUGUGAAUUCAUUGUUGGACCACGGAUCUGCUAAAGUAAAGAACUAUAAUCCCAACCUAAACUUUUCUGAGGUUUUACAAUAACUAGAUCUUUUCCCAGGUUAAUUUGGAAUUUCUCUUCUCCCAGUCACAGGAGGUUUGUGUCAAGACACAUUGAUAUUUUGUUGGGAUAUUUUCCUUUACGGUGUUUAAUGUGCAUCAUGCCAGAGUUAUUUUUUUAUGAUACAUUUUCUCUGUUUUUGUUCAGUGUGAAUGAGAUUCAGGAUCGUAUUUGUUUAAAGGGUAACACAUAUAGAUGUACAUAUGUAUUUUGUUACAAGACAUACGAAAUAAUUUUAAGAAGGAUAAAGGUGAAAAUAGCAGAUUCUGGAAAUUUUAAGUAUUCUUAAACUUUAUAAUUCUUAUAUAAUUUACCAUAAACAUACCAAAACAUUUUUCUGAAAAGUUACUAUAGGUCUCUGACAUGAAACCAUAUUUUGUCAGUAGUUAACCAAGCAGUUUUUUGAGAACUCUUCUAUGCAAUAAUGCAUUUAAUUUGUAAAAUAAAUGUUGAAUUAUUUAAAAAAAAAAAUUUGAAGAUGAGAUGCCUUAGAAUUUUAACGAAAAAUGGCACUCGAACAAAGGCUACGUGUUGAAUGAUAUAAACUCUUGAGACAUCAUAGAUUUUAGCAGUGGCCCAAGUAAGGUAGUAAUCUGUGACUGGUGUCUACUAAUAAACUUGUUAUUUUGGGCCUCACAUAAAAUUUCUCACAUUCAUAUUCUUGAAGAAUUUUAUACUUUUUUAUUAUAAGUAUUUUGCCCUUCAGUCCAUGAAACUUAAAUAGAAAAUAUUGCUUAUACAAUAAUUAGCCUAAAAUCUAUCCAAAGGAAAAGAGAAGAGCUUUUUUGAGUGUUUUAAAUUUAAUUCUCUGUUUGGAAAAGAUGUUCAGAGUUCAAAUAUGCUUCUUAUAUAACAGAAAUACCAUUAUUUCUGAGAUUUAGUGGUAUAGGCUGGAGAAGGCAAAAGUUUCCUGUGCUGAAGGAUUUUUCAAUUGACCUUAACCCAUGUUGGGUACAGAGAAAGACACCAUCUGCAUAGCCAGUAGUAUUACUACAUAGACCUUGCACAUCUUACUUUUGUUUUGCAUUUUUUUAAAUUUCUCGAUUUGUUUAUUUCUCUUCAGAAACAGCGUUUUUAACAGUGUAUGUGCUUUUUAAAAAAGUAUUGUGAAUGGAAACCCUGUGGAUUUUUUUUGUUUGUCAUAAAUAAGCUAAAGUAGACAUGUUGUAGGUUAACCGUAUCUGUGGAAAUAUGCAACUAAAAAUCAGAGCCUGACAUCACAUAGUUUUGCCAAAGGGAGAGAGCUAAGCUGGAAGAUGUGUUUGAUAUUUUCAGCUCUGAACAUUAAUGGAUGCUUGCAUAGAGUAAGAUAGUGUUCAAAUUUGGUUAAUAGUAGAUAGCCUUGUGGCGUCUGACCGACUAACCCUCUUUACAUAACAGUACAGAAAGAAGUCCUUGUUGUUUUUCUGACUUUAAAAUUUAUUCAUCCAAAAAAUUAGUCAUUGCUUAAGAUUAUUUUAGCAUUUCAAGCAAAUUGAAAACAAAGUGAAUUAAAAUAGUGUAGGUGAAUUUUUUAAUCUAUAAUUCACCAUAUAUCUCAUAAUUCAAAAAAAUAUGUCACUAAAAUAAAUUAAAUAUUUAGGUAGUUCAUUUGUGGGAAGAUGAAUCUUCUCAUUAAGCCUGCCCUCAACUGUAAAUAAGUGACUCAAAAGCCCAGAAUGUUCAUCAGCAUUAAGUUCAGUUGUUUCGCCCUUAGCCAAAAACUCAUUUGAAAUUCAAUUAUAAUUUAAAUUUAAGCCUGUUUAUGAUAAGCAUAAUGAUUAGCAUGUUAUAUGGCCUGUUGUAGUAGUGCACACUAGCCAAUUUGAGGCAAUCUCAUUUAACAAUUUAUUUAAACAUGGAGGUUUAUUUUUCAUAUGUAAGUAAAAUGUCAGCUUUAAAAUUACAACUCUAAAAAUAACUGCAGAAUGACCUUCCAGAGCACUAUUUUUGGCCUCAUGCCCCCUCUGUUCAGGCUUUGCUUGUUUUUCAGAAUAUGAUUUUUACCCCCAGACAGACGCUAAGAAUUGAACAAGAACUGAUCAAACACACCUUCCUAUUUUGUUUUCUUCACUAUGUAAAUAUUAUUUGGGUAAACAUUACAGAAAGGGAUCCAAACAAUUUGAGUUUAAGUAUUUUUUUCUUUCUAGGCGUGUGCUUCAAUGACAAUUUUUCCGUGUGGAAAAUGCCAUGUAACUAUUGCACUGCCUUCUGUGUGGACUCUGUUGGUAUUGGAUCUUUCUGUAUUAUCAAGAGUCAGGGUGUUUACAACUGCAAAGUUUGUAUAAGUGGCUUUAUUCCUCUUCUAGAAGAUUCAUGAGGAGCCUAGGAGGCACUAUUUACCAGUACAGGAGGAAAAAAAGAAUGGAAAGCAUGUUUACAGACUCUAGUGUUCCUUGUUAGCUUAAACUGGGGCCCUCGAGGAGCAGCCUGUUGAUCUUUUGGCCAAGUGACUUGAGCACGAGUCUUUUCUUUCUGAGGUUAAUUCGUAAGCUGUAUACCUUUACUACUGAAAACAAAACUAUAGGGCAUCAUACUAAUUGAAAAUCAAUAGUAACAGGCUUAAUUCAUUGGCCUUUUAAAUGAAUAUAUCUACUAUUGGUAUCCUUCCUGUUUUCUUUUUGAGGCACAUUCCUUUCCAACCAGUUUUUAAACCACCAUAUAGUCAUCUUCUGCAAACAAGGGGUACCAGUGUUGCCUAACAGAAGAUAGUCUUUAAUAAAGUAAAUCCUCUGCUUCAAAGGCUUUUGAAAUAAUUGGAUCCCUUUUUGAAAAUGAAGAUGAAUUUAACUGUGUCCAGGUGGAAUAAUAGUACUGCUGUUGCAUGAAUAGAUGAUAUAAAGCAAGUGAUGAGGUUGGUCUGACUUCUUUGGUGACCUUUUAGGGUUUGCUUUUAUUUUCCCUCUCUUUUUUGUAUUAUUUCUUUCAAAAUAGUAAGUAUAUUAUUUUACAGCCCAAGUGGUAUUCUGUUUUUUCUAAGCUUUGAGAUACAAAUAUUGCUUUUUAAUCACAUUGAUGAUGUAUUACUUUCCAUGUGAACCUUUUCAGAAUGAUUUAGGUACCUUUGAUUUUGAGCCCCUAAAAAUGGCUUGUGUCUAAAAUGACAUUUUGUUCCCCCUAUUUGGAGGGUUCUAAUGAAAGAGAUCCAUGCAUAAAAACUCUUUUGCUUAUUGUAAACAAUUUGAUUACACCUGUGUCUUAAGUUAUGGUGUGGGGAAAAUUUGGUCAGUGCCUUACUAUUUGAAGAGCAAUUUUAGGGCAUCAAAUAUGACAAUAAUCAUGUGCCCUCUUGCUCCUCUCAUUUCAGGAGUGUGUGCUAUAUCCCUCUCUCCACCAGCUUAAUCUUUGUCACCCCAAAUCUAACAGAGUCAUUGCAGAAACCUCUGUAGGUAACUGUUGCAGUCCUCCUUGGUUUUUGAGUCUUUUUAAACAAGCUCCCUCCCUGCUUCUAUCCUUUUAGAGUAGGAGAUUAAAAAUAAACCCACCCGAAUCAACCUUAGAUAUACACUCUUAAAAACAAAUUUGAAGAGCACUAUUCAGCCAAGUUCAUUUUUAUUUUGUUGAUGUUUUGAGCAUACAUUUAAUUGUAAGGCCUUUUGAAAAAGCCCUAAAAUAAGAUACAACCAGAAAUAUUUGUUUCGGUUUUGUUAAAUGUACUGAAAUCUUGUAAUGAAAAUCCCUUUGUCCAGAAGUGAGAUUUAUUUCCAUUUAUUUUCAUAUUUAAGUAACACUCAGAACAAACAAAUAGUCACUUAACCUGCCAGUUCAAGAAAGUAAAAAUAUCACUAAUAUGUAAAUUAAAGGGAAGUUAAGAGACUAAACUAGUUUUCUCAGUGAAAGCAAAGCUUGGCGAUAUUUUGCUUCUCUCAGAGUAUCGGCAGACCUGGAGCUACUGGAUGUUAACCUGAGUCAAGAUGUUCUUUUCACGUUUUUUUUUUAAAGGGCUAGUAUGUUCCAGAGUAGGCAAGUAGACAUAGUCAUUCAAGCCAAAUGAAACAGUUAACUGGUCCUUGAGGAUUAUUAGCAAAAUUUAAAUUUAGACCCUGGCCAUUUGUACUACAGAAGUGACGGUGGGAUUAAAAGAAUACAUAAUUAGACUCUUUUUUUCUUAAUAGAAAAGCAGAAACUCCAUAAUUAUUCGCUGUGCUUUAGAUACCAGAUAACAAAUAUUGUUUCCCCUGAAGGUAUCACCUACUAGAACUAUUCACAUAUAUAGUCCAAUAAUUGCUGACUUAAUAGGUAUGGUGAAACAGCUGAUAGUAAGUCAGCAGACUCUCAAGAGUUUCUGUACCUUGAUGACUGAGAAAUUCCUUGUUUUACAUCCUACUGAAUUACAUGUGUGUGGGGAGGGGGUGGGGAACUGGUUGACAACAUAAUCUAAAAGAGAUCAAACAUCUGUAGGGACAGGUACCCAAUGAUAAUAAUAUAUCUGAAAACACAAGCCGUUUUUAUUCUUUAUCCCAAGUAACUUUGAGGUACUCUAAUGAUGAAGCACUCGAUUGCACUAUGACCUCCUUGAGUGAUGUGCAGCUUGGUUCCUCUCUCACUUUUUGUUUCUGUUUAAUAUGCAAAUGUGAGUGUGCGAUCUUCAGUGUGGCUGCAUAAGCUAACUUAAAAUGAAUUUAAAUACAGUUUUCUGAAAUAUUUCUAUUGAAAUAAAUUACUUAAAAUUA
Messenger RNA from Saimiri boliviensis boliviensis (Bolivian squirrel monkey), 7608 nucleotides. RefSeq names its product Ral GEF with PH domain and SH3 binding motif 2 (gene RALGPS2). Lineage: Eukaryota; Metazoa; Chordata; Mammalia; Primates; Cebidae. Gene Ontology annotation, molecular function: guanyl-nucleotide exchange factor activity. The record is from RefSeq and is a predicted model, not a curated record. Gene Ontology annotation, biological process: Ras protein signal transduction. Gene Ontology annotation, cellular component: plasma membrane.